Drosophila montana is the source of this 2601-nucleotide messenger RNA. RefSeq names its product TBC1 domain family member 16 (gene TBC1D16). Bases 319 to 2478 code for a protein of 719 amino acids. Gene Ontology annotation, molecular function: GTPase activator activity. Gene Ontology annotation, cellular component: early endosome. The transcript has 2 exons. NCBI's taxonomy places the organism in Eukaryota, Metazoa, Arthropoda, Insecta, Diptera, Drosophilidae. Gene Ontology annotation, biological process: activation of GTPase activity. The record is from RefSeq and is a predicted model, not a curated record.
UGUAUUCAAAUUAUUAAUACCGUGAGUCGGUAUCCAACUCCUUUCUUCACAGCCACCUUAUAAACAUUCCAAUGUGAAAAUUGAAAUUCAAACUUAAGCAGAACUAAAAAUCAAUUCUGAUGAGCCUACUAACAGGAUGGUCACCCAUUGUUACUAUCUUAUGUGAGAACCGUUCGAAAAUCAAAUUAAUAAUAAGGCGCGUUACCUUCUCAAAAGUCUCAUCUACUUUGCUGCACACAUUCGUAUAAUUCUAUUAAACGAAACAGAAGGCUGCAAUUGACUUAACCGUUUGCCUUAACGGAAAAAAUUUAAUCAAAAAUGCCAAUUGGAAAUAUUAUCAAAAAGGCAUCCAACUUUAUUCUCGGUGAAGAGAGGUCUGAUGAAAAAAUCGAUAUCGCUUACGAAGACAACGAAAUACUUUUUUGCAAGAACAAUGUUUGUAUUCAUCCACCGACUGUGGCUCGCCAGGAAUCCGAUAUCCUACACUAUCCCGGCUACUUGACAUGCACCACGAAAACCUUUAUAGAUCAGUACAACAGCGCCAAAAGACCAACCCUCCUACUCACAUGGAUACCGAACACCUCACUCUGCAAGUGCAAUUCGACCACCACCGACGGGGAGGCUAUACACCAUCGGAAUCAUGAUAUGCUACCAACCAAUGGACAUUUCUCGCCCACAUCCCAAGUGGCGGUGCCCGCGCCCCGGAUCAUCGAUGAGACGGAACAUGAAAUGGGCACGCGAGCCGACGAUGAAAACGCGGCUGAAAUGCAGGAAUUGAAAAACGAGUUGCAGCCGCUGCUGGGCGGACAAACUGCAUCCAUUGGCGAUUUGGCUGCUCUGCUCAAAAAGAACCCCAUUACAUCCGUAAACAUAACCAUUUCCAAUCCACAGAUCGAGAACAGCAACAUCUCCCAAUCGUACAACUGUAUUAUUGCCUCGCCCGACAGUGAGGGCAGCCAUGCUGCUGUAGAUGGCCGAGCAAAUCUGCCUACACAUCAGCUAAACUCGGAUGGGUCCGUGUCCGAUGAUAAUAAUCCAAACUGGAUGACCCCAGAGCUGCUGGCCUUCAAGCAUAACCUGGUGUUCCCGGAGAGUGCCAACGCCACGCCGACUGUGCGCCGUAAAGCAGUAAUCAGAGGACGUCGCUUUUCCGUCGAUCUUAGCCAAAUGCGCUCCUUGCGUCUCUUCUUCAACGAUGAUAAGUGCACGUCCGGUCAGCUGGUGAUAGCUUCGCGCGAAUCACAAUACAAGAUACUACAUUUCCAUUACGGUGGCUUGGAUCACUUGGCUCAGGUGCUGCACCAGUGGCACUGUUUUCUACACAAUAUUACCUUAGCUCCUGGCCAGGAGAAGAUGAACUUGCCGUAUCGACACUUUAUGGUCUGUCGCCCCGAAGUCAAACAGUCCGAGAUGCAUCCCGAUGAGGGCAAUGUGAAAAGAAUCACCACAAACUUCUUCUAUGGCACGCUGUUAAACGAGAAGGGCCAAAUUGAUGAUGAUUUGUUGCUGCGCAAGUGCGUCUUUUUCGGUGGCCUGGAAAAGAGUCUGCGCAAAACCGUUUGGCCUUUCAUCUUGAAGUGCUAUUCGUUCUCAUCAACAUUCGAGGACAGGGCCGUGCUGAUGGACAUCAAGCGGCAGGAGUACGAUGAAAUAACACGCAAGCGUUUGUACUCCAUGUCGCCGGAGCAGCAGGUGCAAUUCUGGAGGACUGUGCAGUGCGUUGUCGAGAAGGACGUUGUUCGCACCGAUCGUACAAAUCCCUUUUUCUGCGGUGACGACAAUCCCAACACCGAGAUGAUGAAAAACAUUUUGCUAAACUUUGCCAUUUACAACACGAGCAUAUCCUACUCGCAGGGCAUGAGUGAUCUACUAGCACCCGUGUUGUGUGAAGUGCAAAACGAAUCGGAAACAUUCUGGUGUUUUGUGGGCUUAAUGCAACGGGCGUUUUUUGUUUGCACGCCCACGGAUAACGAUGUAGACCACAAUUUGAGCUACCUGCGUGAGUUGAUAAGACUCAUGUUGCCGCGUUUUUACGAGCACUUGGAACGACACAACGAAGCCAUGGAGCUACUGUUCUGUCAUCGUUGGCUUUUGCUAUGCUUUAAGCGGGAAUUCACCGAGGCCGUGGUCAUACGCAUGUGGGAGGCUUGCUGGUCAAACUAUCUCACAGACUACUUUCAUUUGUUCCUCUGCCUGGCCAUAAUUGCUGUCUAUGCGGAUGAUGUUAUUGCUCAGAACUUGCGUGCCGACGAGAUGCUGCUGCACUUCAGCUCACUGGCCAUGUACAUGGAUGGCCAACUGAUUUUGCGUAAGGCACGCGGCUUGCUGUAUCAGUAUCGACAGCUACCAAAGAUUCCAUGCACAUUAAGUGGUCUGUGCAAGCGCUGUGGUCCUGGCAUGUGGGACUCGGAGCAUCGACCUGCCUUGGAAUGCGUGGGGCAUACGGAUAACGAGAAGUGCUCUUUGGGUAUUGAUUAAUUUAUGUGGCUUCUACUGUUGUAUAUCGAGUUACUCUUACUUAUUUAUACUAUAUUACAAUUAUGUGUUAUAAUGAAAGCUUUUAAGCGAGUGCUUCUAAAUAUACUAAAUAAUAUAUGCCUA